AUGACCUCCAGUUGGGAAUCUUUGAUUACAUCCACCUCCUUGUCUAUUUUCAAAGAUGAAGAAGGUCAGAAUGAACGUAGAUUUUCUCCAAAUGUUGAGGUGAAAGAAGAACCACUAACGAAUUAUUCGACCUGGAGUGAACUUAAAGAAGCAACUUUAAACGACGACGAGCUCGAGAAUGAGGCUAAUACAGAUUCUCAAGAGAUUUACGGAUGCAAUCCUCUGAAAGACGAAAGUGGAACUUUGAAGUGCAACGAAUGUUCGAAAAAACUAUCACCGCAAAGCUUCAUUGAACAUACUGAGACGUGUGAAAAGAUACGAGAGAAUUCCCUUGCAGCAACGGUCAAAAUGCCAGUACAAGAAGCCUCCGCAAACAAGAACGCCAAAAAUAAUAAUGCAAGCACAGCCGAAACCUGCAAUUCGAAUAAAAAACGCAAGAGAUCCGUUAAUUCCGAAGUCGAAGUUACUGAUCCAUCAAUAUCGAACAAAUCUCUUUCGCCUUCGGGCACAAAAUUGCCACCUGAAAAGAAACAAAAGCCGAAAAAGGAGAAGGAGAAGAAGAAAACCACAGGACGAAAUAAGGGGCCCAUUGAUUUAGAUAAGCAAUGUGGUGUCAUUGCUCCACCAAGUACGACGCCGUGCACACGGUCAUUGACGUGUAAAAGUCAUCCCAUGGCAUUAAAACGAGCGGUUCAAGGUCGUUCACAGCUUUACGACAUACUGUUAGCUCAAUAUCAAAAGAAGUCUAUUGGCCGUCCGCAAAAUAACGGCGUGGCUAAUAAACAAGAGAACGGUAAGAAAGAUGGAAAGAAUGAAGUCUCCGAAAAAGACGACGGACCAAUUGAUUCAGAACAAGAGGUGGACUCUGUGAUGGAAGCGUUAAUGUGUAGUAAGCCACGGCCAAUCACCACGCGUCAAGAUACCUACGCCCCACCUACGAGGCGGAUCAUAUGA
Messenger RNA from Acaulospora morrowiae, 954 nucleotides. Lineage: Eukaryota; Fungi; Glomeromycota; Glomeromycetes; Diversisporales; Acaulosporaceae. The record is from the annotation of a GenBank genome assembly.